This is a messenger RNA of Fusarium subglutinans, 1395 nucleotides long. Its product is annotated as histone H5. Gene Ontology annotation, cellular component: nucleosome. Gene Ontology annotation, molecular function: structural constituent of chromatin; DNA binding. Lineage: Eukaryota; Fungi; Ascomycota; Sordariomycetes; Hypocreales; Nectriaceae. The transcript is spliced from 2 exons. Bases 1 to 1395 code for a protein of 464 amino acids. The record is from RefSeq and is a predicted model, not a curated record. Gene Ontology annotation, biological process: nucleosome assembly.
AUGAAGAGCCUGAAGAGGAUAGCAGCCGUGGCCUGGAGGAAGAGGAAGAGGAAGAUGACGAAGAAGAAGAAGAAGAAGAAGAAGAAGAAGAAGAAGAAGAAGAAGAAGAAGAAGAAGAAGAAGAAGAAGAAGAAGAAGAAGAAGAAGAAGAAGAAGAAGAAGAAGAAGAAGAAGAAGAAGAAGAAGAAGAAGAAGAAGAAGAAGAAGAAGAAGAAGAAGAAGAAGAAGAAGAAGAAGAAGAAGAAGAAGAAGAAGAAGAAGAAGAAGAAGAAGAAGAAGAAGAAGAAGAAGAAGAAGAAGAAGAAGAAGAAGAAGAAGAAGAAGAAGAAGAAGAAGAAGAAGAAGAAGAAGAAGAAGAAGAAGAAGAAGAAGAAGAAGAAGAAGAAGAAGAAGAAGAAGAAGAAGAAGAAGAAGAAGAAGAAGAAGAAGAAGAAGAAGAAGAAGAAGAAGAAGAAGAAGAAGAAGAAGAAGAAGAAGAAGAAGAAGAAGAAGAAGAAGAAGAAGAAGAAGAAGAAGAAGAAGAAGAAGAAGAAGAAGAAGAAGAAGAAGAAGAAGAAGAAGAAGAAGAAGAAGAAGAAGAAGAAGAAGAAGAAGAAGAAGAAGAAGAAGAAGAAGAAGAAGAAGAAGAAGAAGAAGAAGAAGAAGAAGAAGAAGAAGAAGAAGAAGAAGAAGAAGAAGAAGAAGAAGAAGAAGAAGAAGAAGAAGAAGAUGAUGAUGCAGUCUUUAACCAAGAUGUCGAUAUUCUUCGACAGAAUGAAGAAUGGUGGAGUACGUGAUGCGACAAACUUCUCAUCUUUCUCCCUCAGAACGGAACAGCUGACAAGAAAAAUCUUAGAAACCCACAAGGACAGGCCUGUCUGCCUCAAUGCCCGAGGCUACAAAUGCGCAGGUCCGGGCAUCGAGACCAAUGGGCUUAUAUUUGAACCUCGUGGUCGAAAGGUUCCUACGUUGUCGCUGAACAGCAGAUGCGUGAAAUGUCACGCAGAGAUGAGGAUGAGGCAACUCACAAAGAGAUUUGACUCGCCUCAGAAGCUCGAUUUUGACCUGGCCAAACUUGGAGAUGAGUUCGCAACUGCUGCAUCAGAGCGUUGGAGUUAUCCCUUGCAGUAUGCACGGUAUGAAACCGCAGUGCGGAAACCCAUCAGGGACAUGCGGCGCAACGGGCAAUAUACUGGUCCACGAAAGUUCGUGAUCAUCGAUACUGAAUUCAAUACCACGACUCGUGAGCUAUAUGAAACGGCCAUCAUCGAUCGGGUAACAGGUGAGGUGUUAAUCAACACUGUUAUCAGACACACCGACGCCACCAAGACUGCACCACUCCCUCCAGGUACUGUCGGGGAGAAGAUGGAAUACAUCGCAAACCAGCACAGGAAAAAGUUCUACCCUCCCGGUUGA